AUGCCUGGAAAGCAGGACGGGGCCGGCGAGUUGAACGCGCUGCUGAAGCUGUUUGGACGGAUGGUGCGGGCGCGGCCGACGCUGGAGCCGGACGCGACGACGGUGUUCCGGCUGAUGCGGCCGCUGAAACGGGCGGUGAGGAGCGGGGAUCUGGGACUGGGGCUGGUGCAGAGCUUCGUACGGCGGUGGGGAUUACGUGUGGUGGAUGAUAGGGUCCGGCGGCGGCUUGCGUCUCUGGCAAUCAAGCAGGCGAACAGCCGGCUGGCACUCGACGUCGUUCGAUCGCAGGAGGUUGUCGAGCAGGUCCAGGCGGAGAUGGCGGCCGAGAACGUCCUUCUUCACGACGUGGCGCACGGCACGCUGUCGGGGCAGCCUGCUCAACGCGGCGAGCUCCUCCGCUUCGGGCGGCGGGCCAGAGAGGGUUGGCACUGGCGGCUUGUCCGGAGACGGCUGUGGCGGGCACGGAUGGCGGCAGGGAAGAGGAAGCAGAACAUAUUCAGCCACUUCGAUCUUCUCUCUCGCCCAUCCUCUUCCAGCCAUGCCCGUUCACCGUCGCCCCGUCUCUCUCAUUCCGUGUCCUCGACGUCCCCCAAUUAUUCCCCUCUCCCUUUGCAUUCCAACGUCACCCCCCAGCCCAUAAAUUCAGCCCCCAAUGUCCUCUCUCUCCAUCCCCUGCCUUUCCCUUUCCUUCCCUUCUCCCCCUCUCACACCGUCCUCAUGUCUCAGAAGUUCGCCGUCCCGGUCCCCGACUCCUUCUUGAGCAUAGCCACCACUUGUGUCGGCUGCGGACCAGGCGGAAGCACUUCCAUGUUGGCACGCGUCGCUAUCGUCAAUUACCGCGGCCAGACCCUCUGUGACAUAUUCGUCCAGCCAACAAUGCCCGUGUCUGAUUAUCGCACUAGCACCACCGGCCUUUCCGCCACAGAUUUAGACCCCAUGCCAACCUCACCCGUCCCCUCUCCGCUCGCAGAUAACGGGGCACGCCCAUUUAAGGACGUCCAGCAGCACGUUGCUGCCCUCAUGAAGGACAAGGUGCUCGUCGGACACUCCCUCUGGCAGGACUUGGUCGUCCUCGGCAUUCCUCAUCCCGCGGUUGCAACCCGCGACGUCGCGCUCUACCAGCCAUUCCGGAAUGCUCUCCGCACUCCAAAUCAAAUCAUCGGCCUCCAGACCCUAAUGUGGCACCUUAUGCGCCGCAGAAUUCAGGACAGCAAAGUCGAUGCGCUCGAAAAUGCUCGCGCAGCGCUUGAUCUCUAUCGCUCCCAUGCGGCCGAAUGGGAGGGUGCCGUCUCCAAGGGACAGUGGCCUUGCCAUCUCCCCCCCAGCACUUUUUCCCGCUGCUACCUGUGA
Fibroporia radiculosa is the source of this 1350-nucleotide messenger RNA. RefSeq lists its product as uncharacterized. Gene Ontology annotation, molecular function: exonuclease activity; nucleic acid binding. The coding region runs from base 1 to 1350 and encodes 449 amino acids. The transcript is spliced from 6 exons. Gene Ontology annotation, cellular component: nucleus. The record is from RefSeq and is a predicted model, not a curated record. NCBI's taxonomy places the organism in Eukaryota, Fungi, Basidiomycota, Agaricomycetes, Polyporales, Fibroporiaceae.